Messenger RNA from Carcharodon carcharias (great white shark), 2114 nucleotides. RefSeq lists its product as uncharacterized. The record is from RefSeq and is a predicted model, not a curated record. Gene Ontology annotation, biological process: positive regulation of GTPase activity. The transcript has 11 exons. Bases 314 to 1450 code for a protein of 378 amino acids. Gene Ontology annotation, cellular component: intracellular membrane-bounded organelle; plasma membrane. Gene Ontology annotation, molecular function: GTPase activator activity; phosphatidylinositol bisphosphate binding. Lineage: Eukaryota; Metazoa; Chordata; Chondrichthyes; Lamniformes; Lamnidae.
GGAAUGCGGAAAAAGAAGAUUUUGCAGCCUGUGUCUCACUCACCUCGCCUGCCAGUUCCUACAAUCCCAGCUUUUACUGCACACCAUUAUUUUCCCAGAGAGAGAGAGAGAGAGAAGCUCCUGUCCUGGAGACUGAAUUCCGGAGAGGUGAAAUAACCAGGGGCUUGAUAGAGGGAGGUCCGCAAGCAAGGCAGCCACUUCUGUGCUUUCACUCGAGCUCUCGCCACUGCAAGUUUUCGCCUCAAGAGAAAGGAACACUGUCGUUUGAUCUAAGCCUUUCUCUCGGCGCGUUUGCAAAUUGGUAUUGAAAGGUAUGUCAGCUGGAAAGGAAAGGAUUUUCAGAGCGCUCAAAGAUGUGGUGCAAAAACCCGGGAAUGCGAUCUGCGCUGAUUGUCAACUGCCAGAACCUGAAUGGGCCUCAACCACGCUUGGAAUCUUCAUUUGCCUAAAAUGCUCGGGGAUUCAUCGAAACAUCCCUGAUGUGAGCAAAAUCAAAUCUCUACUAUUGGACCCUUGGGAAGAUUCCCAAAUUCAGUAUAUGGCCCAACAUGGAAAUGAAACUGCCAAGGAGAAAUAUGAAGCAUUUGUUCCCAUGUAUUACUACUUACCAACCUACAUGGACUGUCAGGUCCUGCGAGAGCAGUGGAUUCGAUCCAAAUACGAGCGUAAGGACUUCACUGAGGCAAAUAAACCGCUGGCGUACGCUACAGGUUACAGAGAAGGGUUUCUAUGGAAACGUGGCCGGGAUAACGGUCAGUUCCUCAAUAGGAAGUUUGUCCUGUCAGAGGCCGAUGGCAUCCUGAAGUACUUUGCGAAGAAUGACGCUAAAGAGCCCAAGGCUGUGAUUAAAGUGGACAACAUCAAUGCAACUUUCCAACCAACCAAGAUUGGGAAUCCCAAUGGCCUUCAGAUCACUUACCUGAAGGACAACAGCACGCGGAGUAUUUUUGUCUACCAUGAAGAGGGAAAGGAAAUUGUGGAUUGGUUCAACGCCAUUCGUGCUGUCCAGUUUCAUUACUUAAAAGUCGCUUUCCCGGGAGCGAGUGACUAUGAGCUAAAGCACAAACUGACCAGGAAUUUCCUGAAGGAAGGUUACAUGGAGAAAACAGGACCCAAGCAAACUGAAGGUUUCAAGAAACGAUGGUUUACACUAGAUCACCGGCGUCUGAUGUACUACAAAGACCCUUUGGAUGCAUUUGCCAAAGGCGAGGUCUUCAUUGGCAGCAGUGACAAUGGGUACCUGGUCAGAGAAGGGCUUCCCCCUGGUGCCCAGGGUAACCCGAACUGGCAAUAUGGAAUCACCAUAGUAACACCGGACAGGGAAUUCCUGUUCACGUGCGAAACCGAAAGUGAGCAGCGGGAUUGGAUAACCGUGUUCAACGGAGUGAUGAGUCAACAGAUGUCACCCCAAGAAUACACAAUGGAAGCCUAUUUCAAGCAUAAACGAUAAACCGCAAACAAGCUGACCUCCAACCUUUAACCUCUAACCUCAGCUUUACAGAUAAACACAACACAAUGCCAUAGCAAUGCAGCUGGACAGACACCCCACGUUUACCGGUGACACCAACAAUUACUGAUGAAAGCGAGAGGCAUUUCCCCUGUGAUUUUGAUUUUGUAAACUGGUGGCUCACCUUUGAGAAUGUUCUAGGAUGUAAAUUGUUCAGUCAUACUAAGUGGACACUGAGGGCUUUCAUCUCACUGACUGAAAAAGGUGACUCACCAUCAGGGUUUGAAGCAGCAAUUCAGCUAGACAUUAAAGAGCAGAUUGUACUGAGAAUCGACACUUCCAUGUUCCUGGGAGAUCCACGUGCUGGGAGCUCACAGUGCAAUUCCCAGCACAGUGCCCUAAAUACUCAGCAGAAUAUUUUGUCCAUUGUGAUUAUUUAAAGAAUAUAAUGCAUUGGGAUGUGGAAAAUAUGUCAUGGAAUAAAAUGGAAUAAUAGAGGGACAUUCUUUAGGGAAUAUAGCUGAGACAUAUUAAUGGGGGCAGUGUAGACGGAGCUUUACUCUGUACCUAACCCCAUGUUGUACCUGCCCUGGGAGUGUUUGAUGGGGACAAUGUAGAGGGAGCUUUACUCUGUAUCUAACCCCGUGCUGUACCUGUCCUGGGAGUG